AUGAAGGCAAAUGCCCAUGAGGUCGAAGCACUCCUCAAAGGCAUAAUCACCAAGAGGGAGAGGGCAAUGAAGGACGGCCAUGCCAACAACGACGAUCUACUAGGCGUGAUGAUGGAGGCCAACAUAAAUAUAAGCCAAGAAGCUGGAAGCUCCAAGCCAACGAUGACCACCGAGGACAUAGUAGGGGAGCUGAAGCUCUUCUAUUUUGCGGGCAUGGAGACAACCGCGGUGCUGCUCACAUGGGCAAUGGUCUUGAUAAGCCUUCAUCACGAGUGGCAGGACCGCGCCAGGGAGGAGGUUCUGCAUGUCUUGGGAAAGAACCAACCGGAUUCUGAGGGCAUAAACAAGCUGAAAGUGGUGACAAUGAUACUGCAUGAGGUUCUUAGGUUGUACCCACCAAUUCCACUACAUGGUCAGGAGGCGUAUAAAGAGACGAAGCUGGGAGGCAUCACAUAUCCAGCUGGGGUAACAUUUGCGCUGCCAAUUGUGUGCAUUCACCAGGAUCCAGAUGUGUGGGGAGAAGAUGUCGAUGAAUUUAAGCCUGAGAGGUUUGCGGAGGGUAUCGCUGGCGCAUCGAAAAACUCGCCAACGUUAUUUCCGUUCGGCUGGGGACCACAGAUUUGCGUCUGGCAGAACUUUGCAUUGCUGGAGGCCAAGAUGGGAUUGAGUGUGAUCCUACAACACUUUAUCUUUGAGCUCUCACCAUCUUACACGCAUGCGCCUUACCCAGUCUCGAGUCUACAGCUCCAACACGGUUCACAGAUUAAGCUCAUGAAACUCUAA
Triticum turgidum subsp. durum (durum wheat) is the source of this 783-nucleotide messenger RNA. The record is from the annotation of a GenBank genome assembly. NCBI's taxonomy places the organism in Eukaryota, Viridiplantae, Streptophyta, Magnoliopsida, Poales, Poaceae.